Molecule: messenger RNA, 1031 nt
Organism: Ornithorhynchus anatinus (platypus)
Lineage: Eukaryota; Metazoa; Chordata; Mammalia; Monotremata; Ornithorhynchidae
Gene: CTXN2
Product: cortexin 2
Exons: 3
Coding region: 403-648 (81 amino acids)
Source: RefSeq, a predicted model, not a curated record
GGGGGGGGCGGCGGGUGAUCCCCGGGCCCCGGGGAUCCGGCUCCCCUCUUGGAGCCCCGCCGCCGCCAGCGCCUUGAGGAUGCAACUCACGUAACGUUUGCAGGAAGUUUCUCCGCUUGUUCGGCUGGAGCCGGAGGGACAGCCGGCGCGGAGCCCGGCCCAAUGAGCCCAGGGGUCCGGCCCGGCCGCCCGCUCUCCGCCGGGGACCGACAGCUCUGACCGUCACCUGCUGACCGGAGGUCCGGGGGACCGGGGGCCGAGCCGCGGGGCCGCCCGCUCCCACCUUUCGCAGCGCGGCGGAGGAAACCCGCGGGGGAUGGGCCUCGCCCCCAAUGGCACCAGGACCGGGGGCGGCGGCGGCGGCGGGAGUCCAGCAAGGUCUCGAGGAUGUGACGGCGAGCAAUGAGCGGCGUCUCCUGCGGCAGCGGGGCAGGCAGCAUGAGCAGUGGCCCAGUGUCCGCCUUUUCCUUGACGCUGGAGCAGAAGACGGGGUUUGCCUUUGUGGGAAUCCUGUGCGUUUUCCUUGGGCUCCUCAUUGUGCGCUGCUUCAGAAUCCUACUGGACCCCUACAGCAGCAUGCCCUCGUCCACCUGGGAGGACCGGAUGGAGGAGUUCGACAAGGGCACGUUUGAGUACGCCCUGGCGUGACGGCUCCCGUCCCCCAUCAUAGUUCCCUGCUCCUCACUGGCCUCGACCCUGUCCCCCACUCUGGCCUCCAACCCGGCUCCCAGUCUCAGUCCCAAAUUGUGACCUCACCCCCCAAAACCCCGACCCCUAGGCCUCGGCCCUGUCCCCAGCCGCCUUCAUCCCAGGCCUCUGACCCCAGGCCCAGCCCAAGACCUGACCCCCAGUCUCACCCCUACUUCUGAUCUCUGUCUCCCAUCACAACCCCUGCCCCAGGUCCUAAAUCCCCCAGCUCGAUCUAAGCUCCACCUUCAGCCCCCAUCCCAGCGCAGACCCUGCCUUGCACAUCCCAGAGCUGAGAAGGCCACAGGCCCUGCUGCCAGUUCAAUAAAGACCUGCGCUUGGUA